Lachnellula hyalina is the source of this 1728-nucleotide messenger RNA. Its product is annotated as MFS-type transporter. Gene Ontology annotation, molecular function: transmembrane transporter activity. The transcript is spliced from 2 exons. The coding region runs from base 1 to 1728 and encodes 575 amino acids. The record is from RefSeq and is a predicted model, not a curated record. Gene Ontology annotation, biological process: transmembrane transport. Lineage: Eukaryota; Fungi; Ascomycota; Leotiomycetes; Helotiales; Lachnaceae.
AUGGCUCCAGCUGUGUCGAGCAACUCAGAACAUGAGAGGACGAUGCAACAACCAGAAACUCCUGAGACUCGGUCUGAAAAUGCGGAAAUUCAAUCACAAGAUGAUGGCGGGGACUACACGCCACGCAGAAACAUGAUCCCGAUCAUGAUUGCACUCUGCGUCGCGUCGUUCCUUGCUAUUCUUGACAUCUCCUUCGUCACAACAGCCUUGCCGACAAUUGCUCGGUACUUCAAGGCUUCUCAAAUCAGCUACUCAUGGGUUGGUUCGUCUUACCUCGUAACCCAGUCCGCUUUGGCUCCGCUUUGGGGCAAGGUGAGCGACAUUUUUGGACGCAAGCCAAUUGUGUUACUGGCAACUUUCGUCUUUUUCAUUGGAAGCUUGAUUUGUGCCGUGGCAAAUAGCAUUGCCAUGCUUAUUGCUGGGCGUGCCAUUCAAGGUGCUGGAGCCGGCGGCGUGCUGCUCAUCGUGACGAUUCUAAUAGGAGAUCUCGUCAGUCCAAGACAGCGCGGACUAUAUUUUGGCAUUCUCGGUGGGGUAUAUGCCAUCGCAAUAUCUUCCGGUCCUCUCAUCGGAGGAGCACUUGCUGAAAAUAUCGGCUGGAGAUGGUGCUUCUAUAUCAACCUACCGUUCCAGGGAAUCGCUUUUGCCCUCCUUGUCUUUUUCCUCCAGGUUCACGAUCCCCGUACCGAAAUUAUCAAAGGUUUAAUGGCUGUUGAUUGGCUGGGAUCGAUUGCUAUCACAGGUUCGGUCCUUAUGCUUCUCCUGGGCCUCCAGUAUGGCGGUGGGGUUUAUCCUUGGAGCUCUGCCAUUGUCGUGUGUUUGAUAAUUUUCGGCGUGUUGGUUUGUGGUAUCUUUGUUGGCAUCGAGUGGAAGCUGGCUCGUUAUCCGGUACUCCCUCUACGAGUGUUCACGACUCUCCCUAUUAUCGCCCUAUUCGUGGUGGAUCUCACGCACGGAUUCCUUUUGUACGGCACGGCCUAUUUUGUCCCAUUCUACUUCCAGGUAGUUCUUGGAGCAACACCAAUUAACUCAGCGGUCUGGUCCCUUCCUCUCGCCAUUCCCCUGGCUCUCUUCACCAUCGGGACAGGUCUUUAUAUGCGGAAGACGGGAAAGUACUUAUACAUGAUCAUUGCAGGCAUGGCUAUCUCCACUCUGGGCACCGGUCUGUUGAUCGAUUUCGGUGCAGAAAUCAAUUGGCCAAAGAUCAUCAUCUAUCAACUGAUUAUCGCGGUCGGCCUGGGUCCCAACUUUCAGGCACCGACCAUUGCCCUGCAAGCAAGGUUUCUACCCGCCGACGCGGGCGUCGCCGUCUCCGCGGCAAGUGCAAUCCGCGCACUCAGCGCCGCCUUCAGCAUCGUCCUUGGCGGCGUCAUUCUUGAGAAUCGACUCUCGGCACAAAGCGGUAGUAUCAUUGCUUCUGGAGUCAGCCCUGCGAUGGCGGAAGCAAUUGUACAGAAUGGCGCAGCUGGAUCUGUGGAACUCGUUUCACAGCUCACUCCGGCCCAGCAGAACAUUUUCAGGUUGGCUGUAAAGGACAGUCUUGCCGAUAUGUGGAUCUUCUUCGUCGUUCUUUCCGGAAUUGGACUCAUUGCAUCUUUCCUCAUUGGAAGCGAGGAACUUUCUGAUGAGCAUGUUGAACACAAGACGGGUUUGGGAGUGGAAGAGGCAAAUCGAUUGGUGCAUGAAAAGCCGCAGGUCACUGAGCCAGAAUUCGCUGAGAUGACUUGA